Molecule: messenger RNA, 3169 nt
Organism: Somion occarium
Lineage: Eukaryota; Fungi; Basidiomycota; Agaricomycetes; Polyporales; Cerrenaceae
Source: the annotation of a GenBank genome assembly
AGUACCUCAACCCCCAAGGCACUGCCAGUGUAUAGUUGAGAUUCUGAAUUGACUCCGGCACAUCCUGACUAUGUUCUAUGUGAAAUAUCCUUCUACAGUAUUAUGCCAACCUUCGGCAUAGCCUGUCAGGCACAAUUGAUAUUGCAUGUCCAACUGUCAUGGCGGAAGCCGCUCUUGAUAUUACUAGGUUCUCUUAGUUCUCCAUGACGAUUACUGAUGCCCCUGCUCUUAUGUGAUUUUCAUCCUCACCCUGAUCGCUGUCUAGUAUUUUUGCACCAUUGUCAUUAUCACUUCCACUGAGAGCCAUGGAACACGAGGUUCGUGCCUUAAAUGGUCUUACUCCCAAUAGCACAGGUUGGGCCGCAAUGGCGAAGACUAUGCGGGAGGUCGAUGAAGCUAAGGUUAAAGACUACAAGGAAGAUAUUGACACUUUGCUGGUUUUGGCCGGUUUGUUCUCCGCGGUGAUGACUACAUUCCUCAUCGAAUCAUACGAGAAUCUGCAGGAAGAUCCUGCGGAUAUCUCUGUCCAACUUCUGAGGCAGAUUUCUUCCCAACUUGACGCUAUGAACGCCAACGGAAAUCACCUCAAUAAUACUACUGUCCUUCCCCAAGAAUUGCCUGAGUUUGAACCACCAAUCUGGGCUCUACGUGUCAAUGUUUUAUGGUUCGCCAGCUUGAUUUUGUCUCUUAUCACCGCCUCUUUCGGUAUGCUCGUCAAAGGAUCUCUUCGCGAAUUCCUGGCGGGGGAACAAACAUCUGCGCACACCCGUCUCCGAGUUCGAUUCUUCCGCUACUUUGGCUUGCAAAGGUGGAAGGUGUUCGAGAUUGCUGCAGCACUCCCUCUCCUACUUCAGAUUGCACUUGGCCUAUUCCUGUUAGGUCUAUGCUUCUUCACUUCGUCGGUACAUUCUAGCGUUGCGCAUGCCAGCGUCCCUCUUGUUUCAGCGUGGGCAUUUCUCUUCCUUAUCGCCAUCUUUUCCCCUGCGAUAGCCAGCCAUUGCCCUUACAAGACCAUGUUGUUCAAAAAUAUCCUGAAGCGGGCUCGGCUAUACUUCUUCAGUCCCAGACACACUUCGGCCCUGAAAGAAUGGAGGAAACUCCAUCAGAGAGAUAUUAUGCGCGAAGAGUACAAUAAGAGUACCUGUCUGUUGCCAUUUCUUGAAGAAGAAGAUAUUGCAAUCACACCGCAAUGGGACAAUCACAUCAUAAUCGAGGUCGACGCAAUCUUGGCCGAUGAGGAUCUCGUGUCGUCAGUAACGCUGGAAUCUUUUCGACAAUCUCAGCCUACAUGCGAGACCACAGUAGACUUUAUUCUGCGAUUCCUCCAAUCGCGACAAUGGGUACCCGGCGAGGACUUGAUCGCCGCCUACGUCUUCAUGUUCCCCAUAACCGCUCCUGAACCGGAAUGGAACGAGGUUGUGCAUUUCCUGGAGGAGAAAUGUAAAGGGCACUUCUUCAAUAGCUUGGAUCGCUCAUCCAUCAUGAAGAUGAUCAUGAUUCUGGGUUCUCACCGAACCGUCCUCACAGCCAAUGGAAGACAUGCAUUGUCUCUUUGUUUGCAGCAGGUCAUGUCAACCCGCCAAGGCUUUGACGAAUGUAUGGAAUGGCUCAAAGGCCCAUACGGAGACAUUUUCGCCGAUAUCAUUGUUCCUCCCUCAUGCACUGCAUGGCAUUCACUUGAUGGACCGGAGCUCCUGCGUCGGUUGGAAAGAUUGUUACGAUGUUUGUACUUUCUUCCAGACAACUAUUCUCUCCUUUCCAUCAUGCGCGAGAAGGGCGAACGCAGAGUUGACCAGCCCACCUGCAACGCCAUCUCUGAGUCGCUCUACGAACGGGUUGAUACGGCCCUCCGAGGGCGUUCGUAUGACGAAUGCCUCUUGACGGCCAUAUUUGUGAUCAUCGAAUGUAAUUCACCGUCGGCAACCGAUAUCUUGAACAAGAUGGCGCAAGAGAAAUGGGUCCUCCAUGUACCAGUGGCUCAACAUUUGUUACGAGUCAACCUGGGAAGCAUUUGGGAGGACAGAAGCAAGGAUGCGGGCUUGUUUGGACAAACAUAUCUUCAAGAGAAUUCCACAGAUGAAGAUCGCAUGUUUAUACGUCAACACAUUGUGACUUUCUUGCAAGAGUUUUCGCUUUGGGCUACUCCUUGGCAUACGAUGGACAACGUUCUCGACAUCUGCUUAUGGGUACUGAAUACGCUGCUCGAUGAGCGCCAAGUGCGGGAGUUAUCUUCGCCGUCAAUCCUUUUCCUGCGUUUAUUUCCGUCGUUUUGGGAAGAGCUAUGGUCCAAUAUAGCUAAUAUCCUUGAGAGAUUUGUAGACGAAUCACCUGCCCAAUAUGAAGCUCAACAUAGGCUUAUUGCAAAGGGUACACAGGCUUCCAUGAUCGGGGACCUGUUUGGAACUGGUUCACUUGCGGUAAACUGCCUGGCCGUCAUGAUGAAGGCCGAUCAACGUAUGGACAACUUCAAAUCCCAGGGCUUUGACCAUGUGGCCCAGUGUCUACAGUGGCUUCAGGAGGUAUUUCCCCGUAGAUUACUUGGCAUUCUUAUCAAUAUUGUCGACAAGUACAAAGAUCGACAGGAUUGUCUCCAAGCUCUCGCUGAACAUCCACACGUUUCUGAACUGAUACGGAAGCACAAAGAGCUUGGAUUGUAGGUUACAGCUGCGUAGAACACUGUACGUCGCUUUUUGUGACUUUGGCUGCCACUAUACAGCAUAUGUAAGAACACUUGUGUAACUGUAUGUACUAAUACUUGCUUCUACCUAGCUCGAGAAGACUUCGAGCCCUUGCCCCUUUUGGCUGUCUUCUUUGGCGCAGCGGCUUUCUUUACUGGCUUUUUCUUGUUCAAAGGCCAUAUCUUCUCCACUGCGCUGCGUUCGCCGUAAGGUCCUACCGCGACGAUAAGGCAAACACAUCCGUAUGCAAACUCAAUCGAGGGCUCGUUUCCGUACGCCGGAUACUCUCUCUGCACGUUUCCGAACUCCGUCAUUGGCGUAGCCCAAUGAAUGUAGAGAUCUGGCAAAGUAUAGUACUGGGUAUGGUCGUCGGUCUUGGUCUUUACUCGUAGCCCGCCGUAAUAUUCACAGAGGUGUUGUACGAGGGAGUCGUCAUCAACACUGUUGCCUCGAGCGAGUGCAGGAACGUAGUGGCAAAGAACGUCCAGAUC